Ophidiomyces ophidiicola is the source of this 1398-nucleotide messenger RNA. RefSeq lists its product as uncharacterized. The transcript is spliced from 2 exons. Gene Ontology annotation, biological process: cytoplasmic translational initiation. The coding region runs from base 1 to 1398 and encodes 465 amino acids. Gene Ontology annotation, molecular function: translation initiation factor activity. Gene Ontology annotation, cellular component: cytoplasm; eukaryotic translation initiation factor 3 complex. The record is from RefSeq and is a predicted model, not a curated record. Lineage: Eukaryota; Fungi; Ascomycota; Eurotiomycetes; Onygenales; Onygenaceae.
AUGGCGGCACCUACGAACACCCUUCUUGUUGAGGGCAGCUUCUCCGAACUUGCCGAGGAGUUGGCUCAGUACGUCGAUAACAUCCGCAAAACCCAGACUGACGGAUCUGUGGGCGCUGAAAUCAGCCCCGCACUCGAGAAACUACGGGAGCAGGAGCAGUCAGAGGAGGAACCUGAUCAAGCGCAGCAGCAACAGACUCUGAAGGAGAGAGAUGAAGUGUUGAAGAAGUUGGUGCCGACUUGUUCGGCGUUGAACAGUGCGCCUGAGAAAGAAAUCACUGCCGCCUACAAUCUCGUUAUUCACCUUAUCCGCCAGUCCUCCAACCCUCGAAUGUUCCUUCCCCGAGUCUGCAACUUUCUCUCUUCUCCAUUCCCCUCCGCCCCCCAAAAUGGUCCCUCCAUUGCCCUCUCUAUUCUCAGCACCGUAUUUAACACCCUCUCAACUACCGACGGUGGCAGAUACCAUGUCUUCCUCGGCAUCAUGGGCGUUCUCCGUAACUCCUCGUCCUCCUUGGCCUUUGAAGCCCUAAAAACCCAGCUUCAGACCCAGCUUUCUGGCUGGAUCUCUGCAUGGAAUCUUGACGAGGAAGAUUUGGAGAAGCUGCACCUUGCAGUGUCAGACGCAGCCAAGAACGCUGGAGAUGAUGAGAUGUCGUAUAACCAUUUAGUACUGGCACUACGUUCUGUUCCACCGUCGGAGGCGGCCUCCAGCGAAGCAAAGGAGCUGGCUGUGCGCGCGCUGAUUGCAGCUCUAACGUAUCCGUUCGUAUUUGAUUUUACACCAUUGACAUCCAGCGACGCCGUGCAGAGUCUGCGAUCGACAGAACCCGCAUUGUUCGAACUAUUGGAAGUGUUCUCUUCGGAUACGCUGGAUGCGUAUGAAGAGUUGAUUAAGUCUACGCCGCUUUCGUCCAUUCAUAACCUUGCCGAAUCUGCUGAGGGCCUACAGAACAAAAUGCGUGUUCUGACCCUGGCAAGCUUGGCCGCAUCGAGUUCCACUCGUUCUUUGCCAUAUGACUCUAUUGCGACCGCUCUUAGAAUUCCGCGCGAAGAUGUUGAGAAAUGGGUUAUCGAUACGAUCCGCGCUGGCCUUGUAGAGGGCAAGAUGAGCCAGCUGAAGGGAGAGUUCCUCGUUCACAGAGCUACUUAUCGCGUCUUCGGUGAAAGGCAAUGGGCAGAGGUCCAUGGCCGAUUGAUGGUUUGGCGACGAAGCUUGGAAAAUGUCCUUGGUGUCGUACGUGCGGAAAAAGAGAAAUUCAUCCGGGAAGGCAUUGCGGCAGCCAAUGCUCCGGCUGAGGGCGGUCGAGGAGAUGGUGCUAGAGGGGGCCAGGGAGACAGACGGAGAGGUGGCGGUGGACAUCAGGGACCCAGAGAGGUUGACCUGGUCAGCGCGGAUUAA